UUGUGGCUUUUUCUUCCACCCCUCAUCACUUUGUUUUUUAUUUCUUCCCUUCAGAAAUGGGCCUGCAGACCACAAAGUGGCCCAGCCAUGGGGCUUUUUUCCUGAAAUCAUGGCUUCUCAUUUCCCUGGGACUGUCCUCACAGGUGUCCAGAGCCCUAGCGUGCCCUAGUGUGUGUCGCUGCGACAGGAACUUUGUCUACUGUAACGAGCGAAGCUUGACCUCAGUGCCUCUUGGGAUCCCGGAGGGCGUAACCGUGCUCUACCUCCACAACAACCAAAUUAAUAAUGCUGGAUUUCCUGCAGAACUGCACAACAUACAGUCGGUGCACACCGUCUACCUUUACGGCAACCAGCUGGACGAGUUCCCCAUGAACCUCCCCAAGAAUGUCCGCGUUCUCCAUCUGCAGGAAAACAAUAUUCAGACCAUUUCCAGGGCUGCCCUCGCCCAGCUCUUGAAGCUGGAGGAACUCCAUCUGGAUGACAAUUCCAUCUCCACUGUGGGAGUGGAAGAUGGGGCCUUCCGGGAGGCCAUCAGCCUCAAGCUGCUGUUUCUGUCCAAGAAUCAUCUCAGCAGCGUGCCUGUUGGCCUUCCAGUGGACUUGCAGGAGCUGAGGGUGGAUGAAAACCGAAUUGCUGUCAUAUCAGACAUGGCCUUCCAGAACCUCACGAGUUUGGAGCGUCUGAUUGUGGAUGGGAAUCUCCUGACCAACAAGGGCAUCGCCGAGGGCACCUUCAGUCACCUCACCAAACUCAAGGAGUUCUCCAUUGUACGGAAUUCACUCUCACUUCCCCCUCCUGAUCUCCCAGGUACACAUCUCAUCAGGCUCUAUUUGCAGGACAACCAGAUAAACCACAUCCCGCUGACAGCCUUCUCAAAUCUCCGCAAACUGGAACGGUUGGAUAUCUCCAAUAAUCAACUGCGGAUGUUGACUCAAGGGGUCUUUGAUAACCUCUCCAGCCUGAAGCAGCUCACUGCUCGGAAUAACCCUUGGUUUUGUGACUGCAGUAUUAAAUGGGUCACGGAGUGGCUCAAAUACAUCCCUUCAUCUCUCAACGUGAGAGGUUUUAUGUGUCAAGGCCCCGAGCAGGUCCGGGGGAUGGCUGUCAGGGAGUUGAAUGUGAAUCUUCUGUCCUGUCCCACCACUACGCCUGGCCUGCCUCUCUUCACCCCAGCCCCCAGUACAGCGUCUCCAACCACUGAGCUUCCCACACCUUCUGUUCCAACACCUAGCAGAAGCGAUCUGCCUUUAACUCCCACCACGUCCAAGCUUCCCACCGUCCCCGACGGGGAGGGCCGAGAGAGAGUGACCCCGCCGAUUUCUGAGCGGAUCCAGCUGUCCAUCCACUUCGUGAAUGACACCUCCAUCCAGGUCAGCUGGCUUUCUCUCUUCACCGUCAUGGCGUACAAACUCACCUGGGUGAAAAUGGGCCACAGUUUGGUCGGGGGCAUCGUUCAGGAGCGCAUCGUCAGUGGGGAGAAGCAGCAUCUGAGCCUGGUUAAUCUUGAGCCCAAGUCGACCUAUCGGAUCUGUUUAGUGCCCUUGGAUGCUUUUAAUUACCGAGCCGUCGAAGAUACCAUUUGCUCGGAGGCCACCACGCACGCCUCCUAUCUGAACAACAGCAGCAACACGGCGUCCAGCCACGAGCAGACGACUUCCCACAGCAUGGGCUCCCCCUUUCUGCUGGCGGGUCUGAUUGGUGGCGCCGUGAUCUUUGUGCUCGUGGUCUUGCUCAGUAUCUUCUGCUGGCACAUGCACAAAAAGGGGCGCUACACCUCCCAGAAGUGGAAAUACAACCGAGGCCGGCGGAAAGACGACUACUGCGAGGCAGGCACCAAGAAGGACAACUCCAUCCUGGAGAUGACAGAAACCAGCUUUCAGAUCGUCUCCUUAAAUAACGAUCAGCUCCUUAAAGGAGAUUUCAGACUGCAGCCCAUUUACACCCCAAACGGGGGCAUUAAUUACACAGACUGCCAUAUCCCCAACAACAUGCGAUACUGCAACAGCAGUGUGCCAGACCUGGAACACUGCCACACGUGACAGCCAGAGGUUCAGCUGGGUGAGGCGGACAGGACCCCUCUCGGGAACCCACACGUGUGUGCGCAGACAGACACGCAAAUUACAUUUGAUAAAUGUUACCCAGAUGCAUUUGUGCAUUUGAAUACUCUGUAAUUUAUACUGUGUACUAUAUAAUGGGAUUUAAAAAAGUGCUAUCUUUUCUAUUUCAAGUUAAUUACAGACAGUUUUGUAACUCUUUGCUUUUUA
Elephantulus edwardii (Cape elephant shrew) is the source of this 2264-nucleotide messenger RNA. RefSeq names its product leucine-rich repeat transmembrane protein FLRT2-like. The record is from RefSeq and is a predicted model, not a curated record. The coding region runs from base 57 to 2039 and encodes 660 amino acids. The transcript has a single exon. NCBI's taxonomy places the organism in Eukaryota, Metazoa, Chordata, Mammalia, Macroscelidea, Macroscelididae. Gene Ontology annotation, molecular function: protein binding.